This is a messenger RNA of Zalophus californianus (California sea lion), 3486 nucleotides long. It is a transcript of the gene CFAP144, whose product is annotated as family with sequence similarity 183 member A. Lineage: Eukaryota; Metazoa; Chordata; Mammalia; Carnivora; Otariidae. Gene Ontology annotation, cellular component: ciliary base. The transcript is spliced from 9 exons. The coding region runs from base 1063 to 1512 and encodes 149 amino acids. The record is from RefSeq and is a predicted model, not a curated record.
CAAGAUGAGUAACUAGAGAAAUGCCAUUUGGAAAAAUGAUAAGAAAGCUGCCCCGGAUUUCCUCAUCUCAGCCCCAGACUCCACCUGCCCAGUCUCCCCUCAUGCUCUCGUUUUCCAACCCACCUUCCUCUCCUGUCUAACUCUUAAGGCUCUCAGACUGCUCCCCAGCACCGUCUACCUCUCUCAGCUUACUGCCCUACCUCUUUCCCUCCUCUGACUAGAGCUAUCCCUUCUUGCCACCCUACCUUACAGAUUUCCCUGUCAAAAUCUUCCUCUAUUCCUUCCAGACCAUCCAUUUGCCGCUCUGUUCAUCUCGCUCCUCUUUCCUAUUAGUCCUUUGUCUUUGCUCCUACUCCUCCUUCCAACCCUUCUUUCUAGAUCUUUGGAGUCUGGUCCUCACCAACAUUCCAGCCAACCCCAACUAGACCUCUGUGAUUCACAAAUCUUAUCCCGGAGAGAUUAUUUCCCUGUGAGUGGGACAGUUCUGAUGCCAUCCAGCAUUGCCAGAACUGUGAUCUCCAGGAGCCUGACCUGGUGAGUGUUGGGAAUUCAAGAGAAUGCCAACCAACAUUCAGGUUGGAAGCCAGCCUGAAUGAGCUUCUACAUUUAUAACUGGCUUCUCCAUGGAACUUGGUCUGUGACCACAGAGCAAACAGCAAGAUCAGUGACACAAAGUAGAGAAGAGUGAGUGGAAAACAUCUAAUCUGAUCUCUAGGCAGUUGAUUUCCCUGUUAGUUGAGUCUCAACAACUGCUCCCAAUUGAGAGGUAACAUAGAUUUCAAGAAAAAUCUGCAACCCCAGACACUGGCUGAGAAGCUGGAGGACCAGGCCAUCAUGUUUUUCAACUCUACAGUUUUUCAAUACAGAGUCUCAAGAGUUUAGAAGCACACUGAUGGCCCGGAAUGUCCCCCAGGAAAUGACUGUCCAAGGUGAGGUCCAAUCCAGUCCAUUACCUCCUGGGUCAGCUGCUGGACGUGUGCCCUCUCCUGGUGGUAUGCAGGGGCCGUCCUAGUAACCAGGAUCUGGAGAGGCUGGGGAAGCGUGGGACGCCGUUGCCUGGAGAUGGCGCUCCGCCCUGUCCCCCAUCUCCCCAACCGGGCCAGCGUCCGGAGGGCAGUGAGAAGGAGCAGGACCGCACCCGGCACCGCCAAAGCCAUGGCCGGACGCCAAAAGGAGAAGGUGAUCCCAGAUGAGGUCCACCAGAACCAGAUCCUGCGGGAAUUAUACCUCAAAGAGCUUCGAACCCAGAAACUCUACACACAGUAUCACGCGAAUCCCCUCCGCAAGGUUCACACAAUCACCAGAAAGCCCAUGUCUUGGCACGAUAACCUAGAGGAACCCGCAGAUGCCAGGUUUCUAAAUCUUAUCCACCGUGCUGCUCAUGGGCCAAGGGAGAAAUACGCAGAGACACAGACUGAAAGCCAGGAAAUCGGAUGGGACUCAGAGCCCUUGGUUGUGCAAGGAGACACACUGGAGGCCACACAUUCGAGCCCAGGUCAACCCGGAACGUGAUGACCGCAGGCUGAACCACUUCAGGGUCUACAAUGAUAUCACGCUGUACAAGGCUAAAAUGUGGAGCUUGGGAGAGGACGAUCGCCACAAAUAGUCUUCCAGUGCUGACACGGCCCUGUCUUUAAUACCCAACGUGUGCGCUGCUCGGAUGAAUAAAGACUACUUUCAAGCCUUAGUCUGACUCUUCCUAGCUGAGUCUCACAUUUCUGCUUUCUGUCCAUGUCUACUGCUUCAAAUUCUUGAUCUUAUAAACUAGUGGCAGAAUUUCAGGUUAAGAUGCAUACAAUAUUCCCUCUGCCUCCCCAGACCCCAAUAAAGGACAAUAAAGAGACAAAAACGUAUGAGCACACAACAGAGAGAAUGGGAGAGGAACGUCAGCAUCCAAGAAGACUGAAGACAUAUUUCAAAGAUGGAAAGCUGAUGGAGGAAGGUGAGGAAACCACAAAUAGAUCACACUGAAUGGGACACCUCAGACCACAGAACCCUGGAGAAAGGUUCAGGACUUGGAGAGGAGGGGGUGUGAAGCAGGGAACUGAAAAUGGACGUUGGGAGGGAGAUCCUCUCCCCACACACCAGCCAGGCAUGGAGCAUCUCCCACACUGGAGGUCUACUCUUGGAGAAACAGGGAAAGCCCAGGGCUCAGGGCCAGCGAAUAAAACACAGGGUAGGAGUGAGGGAUGAGGCUACAAGCAAUGAAAAUCUGUCAAAGGAAGGCUGAACCCCUAGCCCACAUGUACAUUGCGUUUCUACCCUGGGAUCGAAGCUGGCAGGUUCCUCUCUGGAAAAAUGAAAUGGCUCUGAAGAAAAGCCCCCCGUGUAGUACCAUUGGAAGGUCCCAUGGAGAAAGAGGCACAGAACUCCGGGCUGGUGAGCGCAUGGAGGUGCUGGGAGUGGGGAGCGCCCCGUAGCACCCGGGAGCCCUGCGCCCACCCACACCUUUCUCCAUGUAGCUCUUGCAUUUGGCUGUUCCUGAGUUACGCCUGAGAGGGUGAAGCCAUAGAUUGAUUGAUGUGAUCACUCCUGCUUUUGGAACCUGACAAGAUCGAAUGGAAGUCUGCAAAUCUGAGUGACCUUGCCCCGGGAGACAUUUUCAUACAAUAUGAUGAAUGAUUGGGCAUCUAGAAAUGUGCCCUUUUGCUAUAAGGGAUCUGUGGUCAAAGACCAGGAGGUGACCUGUGCUAUCACAAAUCUAUGACUUUGUCCCCAGUUCCUGACACAAAGCUCUUAAUCCCAUGUCAUUUCCUUAGAGGUGAUAAGGGCACCUUUUAUUCUAACAAGGCAACUCUUAGCAGCCUCUAGAUAGCUUCAGAAUGGGGGCUGCUCACCAGAAAGACCAAAUCUUGAUGAGAAACUUGGAGGUUUAGCCCCACCCCCCACCUCUGGGGAGGGAAGAGGGACAGAAGAUGGACCAUCAACAGUGGUUAGUGACUUAAUCAAUCAUACCUACAUAGUGAAACCUCCAUUAAAAACCCCUAAACUCAGGGUUUGGAGAGCUUCCAGGCUAGUGAACACAUCAAGGUGCUGGGAAGGUAUCAUACCCGAAAAAGGCAAGGAAACUCUGAGCACCCUCCCUACCCCCAUACCUUUAAAACAUUUUGUCAAAAUUUAUUAAGAUCCCCUUGCAUGAUUUCAGCAAGCAGCUCAUUUUUCUGGUCCUGCACUACUGAGCAAAAUGAGGACUGCCAGUGUACAGAGUAACGGCUUACUCUCUUAUGUUGAAGAAGUGAAUGUGCUGUAUUUAAAGGAACAGACCUGCAGGAGCAGGGACGACUUUCAGAGCCAACAACUCUGUGAUGAAGAAGAACCAGGGACCUGAUCUAUUUUCUAAUUUAUACUAGAAUCAGAAUUAGCCUGACAUCUCUGCAUAUCAACUGUCUGCCUUUUAUGCUUUUCUCGAAAUGCAAUAUCCAAGAUGAUGAAGAGAUUUUUUAAAGUUCAUCAAAGUACUAAAAGCUCCUAUUGUUAAAUGCAUAA